ACUCCAGUUCACGCCUAGCUGUGAUUCAGGCCAGUCUCAUACCUGCCAACUCUCCCCAGGACAGCAUCCCUCCCAGGUUUUAUUUAAGAAGCUCUUGGAAGCUGGAAAUAAGAAUCUGAUUUAAAGAAGCCAUUUGAUUUCCUCAAUAAAAUUCCAUUUGAUGAGUUGGGCUAUUUAUGAGCUCUGAAUCAAAUGUGGAAUGAAAGACAAUCAUUUUUCCAGCAGACCUUGCUCAUAUACACAAAAGGAUGCAUACCAGUCUUCAAGUAAUAAGUUUCUCUCACUCAUCGACAUUUUUGAUGAACAUUACUGUUUUCUAUAGUCAUAGAGUAACACACAUAUUUUUUUUUUUAGGUAAUGCUUUUGUGAGCCACAACUUGAAAUAUAAACUGACUGUUCCCAUCAACAAAAGUUCCCCCUGUUCAUUUUUGAACUUUUCAAAAUGAGCAGUAAUAAACUAAUUCCCAAGUUCUCCAUUCAUUCUCCUAUCCAUCAUACUAACUUAAGUGUUCAGUCCUCAGAUGUAGCUUUUAAGAAAGACUUAAGCCUGAUUCCAAAAGACUCCUUGGAGUCAGAUUCAGAAAGUCUCACUCUUAAGUCCCAGUCUGAGCUUGAGGACCAAAUCCAUGACAAAGAGAUGGACCCGGACAGCUUAGAGGAGGAGAGCUCUGCGCAGGAAAGCCUGAGUGAGACAGAAGAGGAAGCAGGAGAAACAGCAGCUCAUAUGGCCCAGGAGGAAGACCUCUCUGCUCAGGACGGUGGUGGGAAUCACAGUCAGCAACCUAAAAAAGACAAAUAUUCAGACCUCCGAUAUGAUCCGAACUGGAAAAAUAAAAAAGAAGAAGUGCAGUUGUUGGUUGUGGAAACCCUGCCGGGGUCUGCAGACAGCUCUUCAGAAAAUCUGCCUUUGGCACCACUCUACCCGUCCAAGGAGAAUUCACUGGAGCUCUCAGAGGUAAACAACAAACAGAAGAAGAGUCCUCACAGUGCAGCCUCCUUAAUGGGAAGUGAAUUUUUAAGCCCAAACUAUGAGCCUGGAGCCCAGGUCAGCGAGCCAUUUUCAGAGCUGAGUGACAGUGACCGGGAGGAGAAGUCAAGCAACCUCUCUCAGUACCUGAAGAGUUCAAGUUCACAUAACGAGGUGUUCCUCCCAGGGUCACGUGGCCCUCGGAGAAGGAAGUCUAAGCAGUAUUUUGUGGAAAAAAAUAAGCUUACACUGGGAUUACCAACUCCUAAAACAGACUCUUAUCUUCAACUUCACAAUAAAAAAAGGGGGGAAACUCAUCUAGAACAGAUCUCCUACCCCAUCAGAGUAACUGGCAAGACAUCUGUUCAGGAUGCCAACGAGAUUGAAAAUGCUGCCACCGAUCCCGAGGACAAAUGGCACCAAAGAGCACAACGGCUAAAGAAUUAUCAGGAACACUGUUCUCAAUAUGAAGGUAAAAAAUCAAGCAAUCUCCCAAGAGGUCAAUCCUCUGAGUCAGUAAAUGGCCGCCAACCUUCCGGGAGACCUGCGAAGCCCAAAGUUCGGAGACUGCACAAACACCAGAAUGGCAUGAAGGCCUUCAUGACUAAAGAGCUCGUUGUCAGCCAGGGAAAACAGAAUAGAACUCCCAGAGAGCAACAAAACCCGAAUCAGCCUGGGUCGACUGUGCUGUGGAACACCUCUGACAGUGAUUUACAGGACCUGGACGCCAUCAUGAGCCACGAUUUCAGAAUAGCCUCCAAUGUAUUUGCUCCUCCAAAACAGACUUUUGACAGGGUACUAUAUAAAAACCCUACUGGGUAUCACUCAGUCCUGAAUGUUAAUAAAGAAAGACAACACAGAGAGGAAGAAGAGAAAAGAUUUUCAUAUCAGCACCCACCCAUCUAUAGUCUUCCUAACGUGGACUUGAACAGCCUUCGUGAACUUUCUGAGAAGCUUGCGCACUUGAGUCAGAAAGGCCCUCAGUCUGCUUCGGACGUGGACACUCGUAGAGCUGCUGAAAGUAAGAAGCAACCCAAGGAGCCCUAUGAAGAGAUAAAGUAUAAGAACCUAGAAAUGCUAUGGAAAUUCCACUCUUCCUCAUACAGCCAGCCUACUAGAGCAUCUCCGGAUUCCCGGCUCGCCCAAAUCAUGGAGCAGCACCAACAAGCCUUGGUGCAGCUGGCCGAGGUGCAGCCCCGGGAGGGGUCCUCAUCCAGGGUCACACUUCCACCCCUCUUGUCCAGGGUGGAAAGUGAAUCCCAACUCAGUUCAGAGAGAAACCAAACGAACCAGGUCAAAAUCAUUCGCAGCAAUUCCGAAGGCUAUCUGUUUCAACUGGAAAAGGGAAAAAAGGACAGGAAAAGAAGCACCACUAAGAGUUCCAAGCUGAAAGGUUAUCAGAAGAAAGACGUGAGACUCGGAGGCCUGGGACCCGACCUGGAGUCUGUCAGAAGCAAAAUGCAAAAAUUAAAACAGCAAAAGGAGUACGCAAAACAAGUUAAAGAGUACAACAUGAAGACGUUCUCUGUUCCCCCCAAACCACAAAAAACAAAAACUGAAAAUAAACCAGUCAUUCCUCGGCAGAAGGCUUUGGAAUAUGCGAAGACCAUCCCCAAACCGAAACAAUCAAGUGUGACGGACCAAACAUCAAAGGAAGGAAAAAAUGCAGCCAGUGACGGGAAAGAUGGAACUUUACCUGAAAUCUCCCUGCUGGAGAUUCUGCAGAGCAGACACGAGAGGGAAAAACAGGCUGUGGCUGCUUUCAAAGUUCUUCAUAUUGUCUAGACAGCACUUGGGAGAUCACAAACACUCCAAGAACACAGCAGAAAAGAAACCCCAGCCAACCGUGGGCGCCACAAAGGACAGCUGGCACCGCCCAGCGCGGUGUGCAGGCCUUCCUAGAGGCCCGAGAUUGUGGUGCCGUUCUUCACCUUGUAGCAAGAGAGUACUUCGAAUGAUUUAUUUUUAAGUCAGUUAGAAUUUGGGGCUGAUAAAUAACCAGACAAUAAAGCUUCUAUUUCUCACUGGAUCUUUUGACUUCUAAAGCAUCUCUCCCUUCCUUAGCAUAACAAACACCUGGAGGUUACCCAGAAGCAAAUAUAAACACUUCAGAGUCUCUGAAAAUGAACUCAACUGGACUUCUCAGUAAACUUGGAGCUAACAUUUCAAAAACAU
Octodon degus (degu) is the source of this 3142-nucleotide messenger RNA. It is a transcript of the gene Jhy, whose product is annotated as junctional cadherin complex regulator. The transcript has 9 exons. Lineage: Eukaryota; Metazoa; Chordata; Mammalia; Rodentia; Octodontidae. The coding region runs from base 443 to 2752 and encodes 769 amino acids. The record is from RefSeq and is a predicted model, not a curated record. Gene Ontology annotation, biological process: brain development; axoneme assembly.